Molecule: messenger RNA, 480 nt
Organism: Tarenaya hassleriana
Lineage: Eukaryota; Viridiplantae; Streptophyta; Magnoliopsida; Brassicales; Cleomaceae
Product: probable small nuclear ribonucleoprotein F
Exons: 6
Coding region: 173-358 (61 amino acids)
Biological process (GO): spliceosomal snRNP assembly; mRNA splicing, via spliceosome
Cellular component (GO): catalytic step 2 spliceosome; U1 snRNP
Molecular function (GO): RNA binding
Source: RefSeq, a predicted model, not a curated record
GUUCGCUAAUCAAUGGCGACAAUACCGGUAAACCGGGAACCGUUUUGAGAUAGCUAGAGGAAAAACUUAAACUCUUUUUCGCAAUUUAGAUUUGCCGACCAUACCCGUAAACCCGAAACCAUUCUUGAACAACCUGACUGGCAAAACGGUAAUCGUCAAGCUUAAAUGGGGAAUGGAAUACAAAGGUUUUCUGGCCUCUGUGGACUCCUACAUGAACUUGCAGCUGGGGAGUGCUGAAGAGUACAUUGACGGCCAGUUAACUGGAAACCUGGGGGAGAUCUUGAUCAGGUGCAACAAUGUUUUGUACAUCCGUGGUGUACCUGAGGAUGAGGAACUCGGAGAUGCAGAUGAAGACUAAAAGACUCUGGUAAUGAACCCUAAACCCUAUUUUAAACGAAGCGAAUUGAAAUUGAAAACUUGUGAAUUCGAUCAGAAGACUUUGUACCUGAACCAUAGAAUCAAUGGAUGUGUCUUUUUUAA